AUGCCUCCACCCCCCGGUACACCCGCGAUCAAAACUCAGGCACGCUCCGCGACGAUCCUGCCCAAUUUCGUCGGAUUGAAGUUUGCGGUGCACAAUGGCAAGACAUACAAUGAGGUUUUUAUUACGGAUGAGAUGGUGGGGAGAAAGUUGGGGGAAUUUUCGCAGUUCGUGUGGGCCUUUUUGUGUUCUUGGGAGCAGGAUGAUUGUUUCGCAACUUUGCUCGAGGAGGAGAUACACGCUAUCAGCAGCCGUCAUGCUCUCGGAUGCUGUUGCUGCAUGCCCAUCAAAUUCUCUAUUCGUCAUGGAGAUGGCGAGGUGAAAUGUUGGGUGGGAGAAGGGAUGACAUAUCGAUAUCGAACCCUGAUCUUUCGAGAGAAACCUGGAUGCCUCAUCAUCGGAGCUGACUAUGCGAGGAGACAACUAUCCUGCAUCUAA
Molecule: messenger RNA, 435 nt
Organism: Histoplasma mississippiense
Lineage: Eukaryota; Fungi; Ascomycota; Eurotiomycetes; Onygenales; Ajellomycetaceae
Exons: 3
Coding region: 1-435 (144 amino acids)
Biological process (GO): translation; ribosomal small subunit assembly
Cellular component (GO): ribosome; cytosolic small ribosomal subunit
Molecular function (GO): structural constituent of ribosome
Source: RefSeq, a predicted model, not a curated record